CCGGCGGGCGGGGCGGGGCCGGGGCUCGGGCCGGGGUGACAGCGCGGCCGCCGCCCCGCGCGGCGCCGCCGCCCCACCCGCAUGGAGGGCGGCGGGGAGGCGCUGCCCGCCGACCUGCGGGAGCUGGCCAGCAAGGUGGGACGGCGGCCGCCCGCCGGGCUGCUGCGGGGGCUGAGGGCCGAGACCGCCUCCGCACCGCCGGCACCGCCGGCACCGCCGGCACCGGCUCGCGGCGCUCGCCCGCCGCUCGCCGACCGCCUCCGGGCGCUCCGCCUCGAGCUGGCUUAUCUGCGAGCAGUCGAUGUGAAGAUCCUGCAGCAGCUGGUGGUGGUGAACGAGGGCAUCGAGGCGGUGAAGUGGCUGCUGGAGGAGAGGAGCACGCUGACUAGCCGCUGCAGCAGCCUGGCCAGCAGCCAGUACAGCCUGGUGGAGAGCCAGGCGGCCUCACGGCGGGGCAGCUGGGACAGCCUGCAGGACCCCAACGACAGGCUGGACAGCAUCUCCGUCGGUAGCUACCUGGACACAUUGGCCGAUGACAUGGAUGAGUAUUCCCAAAACGCCAUCGAAACUGCUGCCACAUCCACGCCGGGUAGAGCCCUGGUUAGGCCGGAGCAGGAUUGGGUCAGGAUCGAUCCCGAGAGGGCUCUUGCAAAGCAAGAGAAGGGCAAAGCGGAGCACGAGUGGCCCCACGUGGACCUCUCCCCGCCCGGGCUGCCCCAGGAUCACCGGUUUACUAAGGAGCCCCAGGUGGCCAACGGGUAUUUGGGCCAGCAGCCGCCUUCUCUGGAACCAGGCAGAGACACCAAAUUGCCAUCGGGGGCCGGGGAGAGGCUGGGGAAGGGUAACCUGAGUGGGAAGGCUCGGAAAGCCGAGGCCGACUUCGAGAACUGCAAACUCAACAGCAAACUGCACCUGGAGUACGAUGCCCACUGGCGCUGGCUCCAGUCUCAGGACGAUGUGACGUUCUUGUAGCCCAUGGCUUCACCUUCCCAGUCCAGCCCUCCCAGCUGCCCGCUCUGCUUCACUUGUCUCCGCUUGGGAGAGCUGGGGUGGCUGGGGAUGGGGGGACAGGCUGGCUCGGAGGUGUUGCACUGCUCCUCUGGCCCCCCUGUCAGUGUUUGGUGAUGCAGUCCUAAGGGAUGGGGUGCCCACCCUGCGGCGCAUUUCUGGGAGAGGCGGGAUGAGAUGGGUCCCCGUAAAUUUAAUCCUGUGCUCUGGGGUGGUGCUUGCAGGUGGCUGGUCACUCCUCUGUUGUCCUUGAUGGUGGUGGGGAAGGGUUGGUGGGGAAACCUGGGACAGUGGGACUCCUGGGAUCUCUCCCCUCUAAUCCUCAGCCUCCUGUCUGCAAAAACUGGGGACCCUUUCCCCAAACUGGCUACCCAGAUAGGACAGGAGAUGCUCCCAUGCAUCCACAGCUCGGUGGCACCAGCAUGCAAGGUGUGGGGCAGGGCCAUCAGCGGGGCAUCCUUGUUGGAUGUGCUCAUUUCCAUCAUCAUCUUCAAGGUCAGUGUCCAUCCAGGGUAGACCUGCACCUGGAGUUUGGCUGCGGCAUAUGGUGGAUGCUAAAACCCCCCUCCCAGCGGGUGAAGCCCUGCCCGGUUUAAACGUCGCUGUGAAGCUGAUCUGAAGCAUGAUCAGGGCGGUCACUGUAGCUGCUCCUGUUGGGCUGGGGAGCCUUUGUCCGUGCCCUGCGGAGGAAGGAUGACGGUGCAGACUUCCCUCCCCCAUGUGAUUACACGAGAAGGGCAAAGCACGGGGUAGGAGAUGGAGAUCCAGUCCUCCCAGUUUGUUUCUGGACUGUUUCCCACGUUGCGACCAGGUCCUGCAGAAACCCCGGGACGUGGCAGCAUAUGGGCAGGCUGGCAGACCUGUGGGGCUCAGGCUCAGAAAGGCUCGUGCUUUCCCCUGACGCAGCAUGAGGGGGAUGAUGGCUGGGGUUCUCCAUCCAUGUGAUGAAUGGUGCCAGUUCUCUGCCCCCUACCAGCAACCAGAAACAUGAGGCUCCUCUGCCAGGGUGGAUUUGCAGCGACACUGCCCUGGAGACAUCUUUUCUGUCCUUUCAGCCUUGGCUUCUGCCUGUGCCUUUUACUGUCCACCCACCAUGCCUCCCAGCACACCCCUUGCCCCUUGCUGGCUUGUAGAGCAUGGCUUGCAGCUGGAGCUGUGCAUGAGCUUGGGCAGGACCUGCUGCCUUCACCAAACGGUGCAGGGAAGGACCCCUGCAUGGCCCCCUGCUUCAAGGAGAGGGGCUCUUCCAUGUGUGUGGACAAGCCUGGAGGGUCCUGGCUCCACAGCCCGCAGGCACGUCUGUCCCUGGCUGAGUGCUGUGAUGGCUUUGCUUUCGCUGUGGUGCUGUUGUUCCCCUGCCUGCGUGGGUUGCAGCCUGCCUCUUUCCUUGCUGGGGUGGUGGGAGUGGAGACAACAUCUCCUGAUGUCAAUGGGAAGCCAAGAGAGAGGGAAGACCUGGCUGUGACUCUUUCUAGAUGCGAGAUGUGAGCUGGCUGUGGUUAGGAAGGUGGUCAGGUGCACAAGUAGUUCAGCUUUGUAUCUCUGAAGCAGCACCUACAGUCGAAACUGCCCUCCAUGCCGAGACCCCCAAGCACCCUCCCUUCCCCAGCAGAUCCUCAGGGCUUCCCUGGAUGAACAUGGAGAGCAGGACAACAUCCAAAAUUCCCAGAGAUGGCACCUGCCAGGGACUUGGGGGAAUCCCAGCAAACUGGGACCGGGUUGCCCUACACAAGCAUCCCAUCUGCCUCCUGCGGAGCAGCCGUGCUUGGCUCGCUGUCGCCUGCGAGCAGCUCGUGGCUCCCUGCGAAGCUCCGCCACCGCUGCUGAGCCGCCAUGUCCCCCAAGGCUGGCUGUCCCCUGCUUUCCUUCUAACCCUGCAUGCGAUGAAUCAGCUGAGGGUCCCGUGGGGAGACGGGGUAAGUCCUCCAGUGCUGUUAAAAUCAUUCUUGACAAAAAAUAGCUGGCUUAAUAAAUGGUAGUGUUUCUCCCAGGC
Molecule: messenger RNA, 3001 nt
Organism: Grus americana (Whooping crane)
Lineage: Eukaryota; Metazoa; Chordata; Aves; Gruiformes; Gruidae
Gene: LURAP1
Product: leucine rich adaptor protein 1
Exons: 2
Coding region: 82-972 (296 amino acids)
Biological process (GO): positive regulation of cytokine production; positive regulation of canonical NF-kappaB signal transduction
Source: RefSeq, a predicted model, not a curated record